This is a messenger RNA of Aegilops tauschii subsp. strangulata, 780 nucleotides long. RefSeq lists its product as uncharacterized. NCBI's taxonomy places the organism in Eukaryota, Viridiplantae, Streptophyta, Magnoliopsida, Poales, Poaceae. Gene Ontology annotation, molecular function: nucleic acid binding; zinc ion binding. The record is from RefSeq and is a predicted model, not a curated record.
AUGACGGACAGCAACGCUGAGUCAGUCAAGUCCGGCAAUGGCGGUUCCAAGGCGAACAAGAACAGCGACAAGGUGAAGAAGGGCGGCCAGUCAGCAACCAGUGGUGGAGGAACGGGCGGCGCCAACAUGCUGGCACAUCGCAACAUCCCCAACCAAUACCUGAUGCUCACCGACACCAACUAUGGCGUGUGGGCGGUGAAGAUGAAGAUCAUUCUCCGAACCCUUAGAGUGUGGGAGGCCAUCACGGACGACGACAUCGACAAGGAGUGCGACAAGGGUGCCAUGGCCGCCAUAGCCCAGUCUAUGGCGGAUUCCGUGCUGAUGACAUUGGCGGAGUUCGAGAUGAUGGAGGAAACUGAAUCGGUGAACGACUAUGCCAUGCGUCUGACUACAUUGGUGGGAGAGAUACGCGCGCUUGGUGCGAAGCUCGAGGAAACCGAGGUUGUGGAGAAGCUUUUCAGUUCGAAGGGCAAAGGAGGAGGUGGUGACCAACUCAUGUACUCGCGCGCAGAUUGGGAGUCCCCAAGUAGCAAAGGAAGGCGCAACGUUGGCGAAGGCUCAAGCAACGCGAAGCGCGGCGGACAAACCGAAGAAGGCAAAGGAAAAGGCAAGCCACAAGGUCGUGGUAAGGCGGACCGAUCUAAAGAGCGGAAGCCACGGAACUUGGAUAUGUCCGAGGUCAAGUGCUAUAACUACAACGAGAUGGGUCACUUUGCAAAGGAUUGUCCGGAGCCUGACAAGUGGGAGAUCAAGGCAAAUUUGGCAAAGCUGGAAGACUAA